AUGGAAGUAACGUCCAAUGACGAAGAGCGUGCCAAAAUGGCUGGCCAAGAAUUCCGCUGCAAACGGUGCAAUUUCCAUACAUUAGAGAUCUCUGUUCUUGCCAAACACUUUGAACAGUGUCACUGUGAUACGGAAGCGGAUCGGGAGAUUGCAGCUGAUCUGAGGAUGAAUUUGGUCCCAGCAAAUAGUAUUCUCACAACUGCAUAG
Molecule: messenger RNA, 207 nt
Organism: Strongylus vulgaris
Lineage: Eukaryota; Metazoa; Nematoda; Chromadorea; Rhabditida; Strongylidae
Source: the annotation of a GenBank genome assembly